Molecule: messenger RNA, 950 nt
Organism: Cucurbita pepo subsp. pepo (vegetable marrow)
Lineage: Eukaryota; Viridiplantae; Streptophyta; Magnoliopsida; Cucurbitales; Cucurbitaceae
Source: RefSeq, a predicted model, not a curated record
GCAGCUUAACAAGCUGAAGAAAGCAGGGAUGGGAGAGGGCGAAGAAUCAAAGACGAAAGCCGAAGCAGGAGUUGAAAUCCAGGAGAGAGGAGAAAUAUUCUUCUUCUACAGACCUAAAGUUGGAAAGCAAGAGGUCCAUGGCCCUGACCACGUGCAGCGCUUCUACAUUAUUCUGCGUCCGGAGUCGGGGGAGAGGGCGGUGGAGGAGAAACAACUCCCUAAUGCGAGUACCAGCCGCACCCAGGAAGUGAACAUUGAAAAGCAACCCCUGUUGCGGUUCAUGAUCAUGGGUCGAAAAAGGCUGCCAAACCCAGCCCAAAAGCGUCGACCAUACUGGGGAUUCGUAGAUAUGGUGACAACCAAUGUCCAAGACGUCAAGGCCGCCCUCCAAGAAGGGGAAUACGAGACUUGGACGAGAGGACAUCGACACAUUUCGGCUGCAAGAGCUGUAGGCGAAGGCAUUUACCGGUUAGUAAGGCAUAAUAAAGCAGACACACACACACAUUUGAUCUACAAGCUGGAGUUUCCCUCAGAGGAUGAGGAAAACGAGCCUCAAAACUCGUUUAACAUUCAAAGGGAGGGCUCGUUUCUGAUAAUGAUAAAGAACCCAGAUGUAGAGGGGGAUGGUUCUCGCAACAAACGAAGGGCUCAAUUCCCAGCCCACCUGCAAGGGGAGUUUGGGCAUACGCGGUUUCACCCGGCAGACCCGCCGGACUACUUGAAUUUUGAAGGGUGCGAGUUCUUGCUCAUAUCCGCCUCGGAUGAUAUAGAACAGGAGCUGGGGUUGGAGCUCACCGCUGCGCCCCAUGAAUGUGAUUUGGUGAAGACGUUUGGCGAGACGACCUCGACCCAGCCUCUUCUCAAGGGCACUUGGGUAUAGUGUAGUAAGGUACUAGAAUAAAUCAUAUCUCUAAUAAUCUACUGUGGGUGUGGGUCUAGUAAAAUAGAUC